Rotaria socialis is the source of this 2511-nucleotide messenger RNA. The record is from the annotation of a GenBank genome assembly. NCBI's taxonomy places the organism in Eukaryota, Metazoa, Rotifera, Eurotatoria, Philodinida, Philodinidae.
AUGUCCUAUGUAUCAUCGCUGGAAUUAAGAAAAGUUCGUCCUGAAGCAGUCAAUGAAAAAAGUGUGAUCGAAUCCGUUGUUGAUCUAUUCCAUGAUGUAGUAGAAAAAGUUCCUCAAGCAUAUUCCAUAUCAUCUCGUUCGACGAAUACUGAUCAAUAUGAAACAAUAGAAUGGACACGUUUUCUUUCCAAUGCACACGAAUGGCAUUCAACAAUACGACUCGAUACACUGACGUUACUAAUUGCUUAUAAAAGUGGUUUAUCAUUAUGGACGAUUGACACUAACGGUAUUGCAAAUGAAUUAUUUUCAAUUCGUGAACAUAAUUUAAGUUCUGCAUGUUUACUGAUAUCAAAUAUUUAUCCCGAAGACUCCUAUUUCGCUCAACGUCCUUUAAUUGCAUUCGCUAAAUCAGCGGGACCUCCGUCCAUACAGAUACGUUCACUAAAAAGUGAUCAUGAUCCAGUGAAAAUUAUUCAUCUGCCUGGUAUUGGCUCACAAAGUGAACCAAUAUGGAUUGAAUCGAAUAAAUCUGUAUUUGUUUGUGCGACACAUACAUUCAUUAUUGGUUAUGACAUCGUGAAAUUCGAGGAAAAAUUUUUUAUAUCGAAUUGUUAUUCAUCAAUACCUUUUGCUUUGUCAACACGAUGGUUAGCGUUUGUUGAUAUUCGUCUUUAUUUAGUUCAUCAAUCAUCAGGCGGAAUAAAUGCUGCAAUAUUUGAUCAAUAUGCAUCCUACACAGGUACAAUGUUAAAUGCAGCUAAAUCAUUAUCAAAAAGUGUCGUAAAAAUUGGUGAAAGUUUUCUUGGAUACAGCAGCAUGGGGUUACAAUCGAAUAAUUCAAAUAUGAAUGAUAAAACAGUAUCACACCAGCAGCAAUCAUCAUCGAUGGCAGUCAAUAAUGGAAAUUCAAAUUCAAAUUCAACGCGAAUUCGACGAGGAUCAACAAAAGAUGAAUUACACGAAGGUGUCGUAACCAUUGUUGAUACAAUUAAAUUGUUUGGUGCAUCCGUCCAUGACGAAAAACAAAAUUGGAUCAUUGCUCAUUUUCAAGCUCAUACAAAUCCUGUGGGCCAUUUACAAUUCAAUCCUAGCGGAGAUUUACUUGUAACAUGUGAUGAUCGUGGACAUUAUUUUAAUGUAUUGGAAGUACGAGCAUCGCCUUAUCGUUGUACUCGAACGUACAUUCAACAUUUGUAUACUUUAUUUCGUGGUGAUACUGAUUGCAAAGUUUCUCAUAUGACGUUUACUACCGAUAGUCGAUGGCUUACUGUAUCAACCAAACGUGGCACAACCCAUCUGUUUGCCAUUAAUCCAUAUGGAGGUGUUGUCAAUGUUCGUACCCACACAAACGCUCAUGUCGUAAAUAGAGUCAGUCGUUACCAUCGUACUGCUGGUCUUGAUGAGCAACCAAUGCGUCAAACAAAUAAUAUGAACAACCAUGACAAUGGAUUUAAAAAUUCACCGUCAAGUCCGUUAAUUAAUUCAUCAGCCAAUAUAAUUAAUGGACAUAAUAAUCAUUUUUCGAAUAUGUCCCGUUCAAAACGGGGCAGCAGCGAAUGUAUAUUUUCAACAGCUGUAACUUUAAUUCGUCAGCCAACGGAGAACUUCGUUAGUGGUCUUAGUGCACCGUUUAACAUCGAUUCAUUAUGUUUGGCAGCUACAUUUGGAGUUUCACGAGGUUUUCUUAAUCCAGAAGAUAUUAUCAAUCAUCCAGAAUAUACAUUAAGAGCGUGUAAUUCAUUGUUUAUAAUUAGUUGGCACGGUCGUUUAAUUGAAUACGUUCUUGAUCCAAAACCUGAUACAACUAAACAUGGUACACGUGUUACAUCAGAAACUCCGCUUGCACUAACAGCGUCUCCAAAAGCACAAUGGCAACUUCAAAAAUUGGUGACUUGGCCAGAAGUUCGUAUGUCUGUUGGCUAUUCAUUUCUAUCUCAAGGACAUCGGCCAACAUCUGGAACUAAGGUUCAUUCAAAAGAUGAUUGGCUUCGUCAAGUUGACAUGAAUACACAUAUCGGUCCCCAUCGUCGUUUAUGGAUGGGUCCACAAUUUCAAUUUAAACAUUAUUCUGAAGCAACAGUGAGUAUGUGCCAUCCAAAUUCAAAUGUAUUUACAGCUGAUGUACCACAGACAUCGAUGAAUAUAGUUGAUGCUGAUCUGAAUAGUUUACCAAUGCAAUGGUCAAAAUCUAUACCUGUUUAUGUACCAAAUUUGCAUUCGGAUAUUUCACCAGCUUAUAUCGAAGUUGGUUCAGGCAGCUUUCAGGAUGGUCCAUCUUUGAAUAUAUAUGGAAGUUCAUUGGAUAGUUUAAAGUCGGAUUUUGAAAUCGAACUUGUUGAAAAACUAGCUGAUGCAGCAAUUGAUAUACCAUUAAAACACGCUGGUAAUAGUGAUACAGGUGAUUCAUUAAGUUCAUCAACUUGCAGUAGUACAGUUGUACGGUCAUUACCAGCGAACAAUUCAAUGGAUAAUAUGAUUCAAUUUCCUGAUGUGACUGAUUCGACAGAUUGA